This is a messenger RNA of Vicia faba (fava bean), 885 nucleotides long. The record is from the annotation of a GenBank genome assembly. NCBI's taxonomy places the organism in Eukaryota, Viridiplantae, Streptophyta, Magnoliopsida, Fabales, Fabaceae.
AUGGAGGGAAACUCCGGUGGUGGCGGUGGUGGUGGUGGUAGCGGCGGUGGUGGUGGUGGUGGUGCUGAUGUGGAGCUUCUUUGCAAGACGUUACAGGUUGAGCACAAGCUGUUUUACUUCGAUCUGAAAGAGAAUCCUCGUGGUCGUUACCUGAAGAUUUCUGAGAAAACUUCUGCUACUAGGUCCACCAUCAUCGUUCCGUUUUCCGGCAUUUCGUGGUUUCUCGAUCUCUUCAAUUAUUACGUUAAUCCUGAUGAUCAAGAACUUUUCAGCAAGGAAUUGCAGCUUGAUACCAAGGUUUUCUAUUUCGACAUUGGGGAGAAUAGGAGAGGCCGUUUCUUAAAGGUGUCUGAAGCGUCUGUCAGCAGAAAUCGUAGCACGAUAAUCGUUCCUGCGGGAAGUUCCAGGGAUGAAGGGUGGACAGCCUUCAGGAACAUUUUGGCAGAGAUUAAUGAAGCCUCAAGGCUUUUCCUUCUGCCCAAUCAGCAGCAAAGUUCUGAAUCCUCAGAGCGAUUAGUUGGACUUUCGGAUGAUGUUGGUGCUGGCUUCAUAUCUGGUCAUAGUACUCAACCUGCCACCUCCUCUGAAUUGAAUGUUGACAGGUCUGUUGAUUUGCCAGCUCAGGAAGAAACUGGGAACUUGGGGGUCUCAAAAGUGAUCAGGGCUGAUCAAAAAAGAUUUUUCUUUGAUCUUGGGAACAACAACAGGGGCCAUUUUCUUAGAAUAUCUGAGGUUGCAGGUUCUGAUCGGUCCUCCAUCAUUCUUCCACUGUCAGGGCUCAAGCAGUUUCAUGAGAUUGUUGGUCACUUUGUGGAAAUCACUAAGGACCGAAUUGAGGGUAUGUCAGUUGCUAAUGUCCGCACAAUUGAUCCCCCUCAAAGAUGA